Labeo rohita (rohu) is the source of this 1715-nucleotide messenger RNA. RefSeq names its product sosondowah ankyrin repeat domain family d (gene sowahd). The transcript is spliced from 3 exons. Gene Ontology annotation, molecular function: protein binding. Lineage: Eukaryota; Metazoa; Chordata; Actinopteri; Cypriniformes; Cyprinidae. The record is from RefSeq and is a predicted model, not a curated record. The coding region runs from base 409 to 1458 and encodes 349 amino acids.
UUAGUCAGUGGUAUUUGAACUUUAGACUAUGAAGGGGAGGGUUUGGACGUCGGAAAUGGCCACUGUGAGGAAAAACACACUCAGAUAGUUUCGGUUAACUCACAGAAAGGAUUUUCUGCUUCCCAAAAAGGAGAAACUGUAAGUAUUAAAAGCUUUGCGAAGCCCUAUAACUCACAGGAAAUGAUUUGGCUGAACAUAGUUUGAAUUAGAGGGACGAGGGAAGAACAGCCUACUUUUGAAGCGCUGUGCGGACAACAGGUGAUAGAACACCGGAUGGUUUACCUGAGAGACAGGUUUGAACAUUUAUAACCUAAAGAAGCGACUACAAGGAAGAUGGUUUUCUCUGCUUAUGUAAGCUUCUUCAGUUGGAUCUUAUCUAAGUAAAUAACUUCCCGAGGAUACGGCAGUAUGUAUAAGGGGAGCAGUGGACCCACCAGCUCUGAGGAACAUUUUAAUGACCCUGUGGGAGAAGCAGCACAGCCCUCCGAGGAACCAAAAGACUCAGAAGCUUCAUGCAAUAAUGUAAGAACCUCAGAUUCCCCUAAAAGCAGAAUAGCAAGCCAAUUCCGCGCAAAUCUUGAGGAGCGAUUGUCAAGACAUGGUGCUCGACCUUCGUCUCCUGCGCUCAGCGCCUCCUCUCGCAGAUCCAGAUUUCAGAAACAGCUGGAGGAACCGGGAAGCAGCGCCUCCCGCAGACUAUCAGUUGAUACGUCGGGCUCCAUCACCCCCGCUAUGCGAAAGAAGUAUUUGAAAGAGUUGUUGUUGAACAAUAAGUCUGGAUUGUCAAGUAUUUUAUCAUCCAAACACAUAUCGUCAGAAGAAGAGGAUGCAUCGGCAUCGUAUGGAGACACUUUGAACAGCGGCGCAAUCUGGGCUUUGGAUCCCAUGGAGCACGCUUGGAUGCUUUCAGCUGUGGAUGGAAAUUAUGACACUAUGUUGGAAUUUCUCGCGGAGGAUUCCAGUUUAUUAAGCAGAAAAGACUUUAUCAGUGGUUUUACGGCUCUCCACUGGCUAGCGAAAAAUGGAAAGGACGAGACGUUGAUUCAGCUCCUCAGACAUGCAGAAAAAGAGGGGCUGUCAGUGAAUGUGAACUUGAGAGGUAGUGGAGGGCUGACGCCUCUUCAUGUAGCUGCCAUGCAUAACCAGUACAUGGUUGUCAAGGCUUUGGUUGGGGCAUUCAGUGCUAAUAUAGACAUCAUGGACUACAGUGGGAAAAGAGCAUGGCAGUAUCUCAAGGACAAAGCACCGAGAGAAAUGAAGGAGCUUCUGGGAGCCUGGGAUGAUGAACACUCUGUUGGGUACUUGAAUGUCAAUAACAGUGCGAGUCAAGCACAGCCUGUUGACGAACAUUCUCAAGAAAAGAGAGUCGAGGUGGAUGGUUCGGGAGGAAUCUCACGCCAGAGGUUCUCUUCAUUUAGGAGGCUGUUAUACAACAUUGGUCUGAUUGAAAAUAUUUGAGGCGUGGACAUCAAACAUCUUUUCAGCCAUCUGUUGCAAAUCCAGCCACUGGAAAAUGUCAACUCUGACAUUUGCCAUUUUCACAAAAGAGGAGUAUACGAAUACUUCUGGUUCGAUGACAAAUCUUUUAUUGUUCAGCAAGGACAUAACCAGAAUAUCUGUACAAAAGAGACACUGCUGUCCCAGAUAGCAUGGCUUCUCUCCAGCUCCGGACGAGUUGGUGGUCCUGGCAAAGAACAGACGGAGGGGGGGGGGAA